AUGAGUGAUCGGUUGUUAAGAUCUAGUUCUUCUGGCGUGUUUAGUACACCGGUUUCAAAACCUCUGGCGAGACCUAAAUCAACAGCUGUUUCAAAUUGCUCACAGAAAAGAGCUAGAACGAGCAUAAAAUCGGAUGAAUGUGGAUUAGAAUGUAAUAUCAAUGUGUAUGUGAGGUGCAGGUCCCGCAAUGAGAGAGAGAUCAAAGAGAAGGCUAAUGUUGUGGUUUCCACACUGGGUAAACAAGGUCGGGAAUUGGUAGUAAUGAACCCUACUAUGUCAAAUCAUAGGACAUAUUCUUUUGAUCAGGUGUUUGGUGCUGAAAGUGACCAGGAGACAGUCUUUGAGAAGGUAGCGAAGUCAUAUUUAUAUGAAAUGAUACGAGGAUACAAUUGCACUCUGUUUGCGUACGGCCAAACAGGCACUGGGAAAACAUAUACCAUGAGUGGUGAUAUUGAGGUGAUGGGCGCAUCAUCUGAAGAUCCUAACCAUGUCCUAUUGAGCGAGAAUGCGGGCAUAAUACCCCGGGUUCUUGUGGAAUUGUUCCAAAUUUUGCAGAAUGAGAGUCAGGACUACUCGGUGAAAGUGUCAUUUCUUGAAUUAUACAACGAAAAGCUACGAGAUUUGUUAGCAGGCGAUAAAGAGCCUUUGCUGGAUGAUUCAGGAGGUAGUAUGUUGAACUCUUCUGAAUCGAUCCGAAUCUUUGACAACCAAAAACCCGACAGAAGAACAUCUAGCUCAUAUGCAAUCACGGUUAAGGGUAUGGAGGAAAUAUAUAUUAGUUCCGCGCAUGAAGGGUUGAAAUUGUUGCUGGAAGGCUCACUCAAGAGAAAGGUUGCAGCUACCAAGUGUAAUGAUGUUUCGUCACGCUCUCACAUUGUUUUCACUAUAACUACGAACGUUACGAAAGUCCACCCUGCUUCUGGCGAAGAAUAUGUGAAGAUCGGGAAGCUAAACCUUGUUGACUUGGCAGGCUCUGAGAAUAUCACCAGGUCAGGAGCGGAAAAUAAGAGGGCCCAAGAAGCUGGCUCGAUUAAUAAAUCAUUGCUUACUUUAGGGCGUGUUAUCAAUGCCUUAGUGGGCCACUCUCAGCACAUUCCAUACCGCGAGUCAAAAUUGACGAGGCUAUUGCAGGACUCAUUAGGUGGGCGUACAAAAACAUGCAUUAUUGCAACCAUUUCACCAGCUAAAACAUGCAUUGAGGAAACUGUAAGUACUUUGGAGUAUGCCACAAGAGCGAGAUCCAUCAAGAACACCCCGCAAGUGAACCAAUUGAUGGCAAAGGAAACUUGUAUUAAUGACUAUAUACGGGAGAUAGAAAGAUUGCGCAAGGACUUGAGGGCUAUUCAAUGUAAAGAGGGCAUUUACAUUACUCAAGAGAAAUACGACAUGUACGAAAGUAACUCUAUUUUAGUUGAUGAACAGAAGGCAAAGAUUGAGAAUCUUCAGGAUCAAAUUAGAAGAUUUAAGGAGAAAUAUUCAGGUCAAGUGAACAUUGUUAAGGAAAAAGAGAUACAAUUAAAGGAACUCACGCUAAUUAACGAAAAGAUUAUGGAAAGCUGCAAGCAGUUAUAUUGCCAAUUUGACCAAUUGAAGACUAAUGUACUAUCAUAUGAUAGAGAAGUUAAAGAUAUACAUGAGAAAAACCUCCAACUUUUGUCGAAUGUAGCUUCAAACAGACAAAAGAUUCAUGAAGCAUUAUUAUCGAAGGUCGGUUUUGUUGAAAAAUCACAAAGUGCCAUAUCAACUGAACUUAAUAGUUUGGGAGCCAUACUAAAUACCUUGCUCUCAUACAAUCAACGAUUCAAAACAGUGAUCGAAGGCGUAUUUGAAGAUCUACGAGAUAGGUUGGCUAUUUUCGAGGAAAUAACUCAAGGAGGAGAGCUAUCAGUUGAUGUGGAUGGCAUUGACGACAAAUUUGGAAAGGUGACGGAUGUUGUCAGGUCCUCUUGUGAAAAUGUACUAGUAAGAAUGGAUGACUACAUAUCCACUCUAAAAUCAAAUAUGUCACUGGCUAAUUCUGAUUUAUCUGGUGGUUUGAAGGAGAACACUGCGAAGCUUGAAUCAAGUGUUCGAGAUUUCGUUACAGAUAUAAAGAAAGAAUUAGAAGACUCUUUACAACAUCUCAUUGAAAAAGUCGUUUCACAAGGCUCUGCAACAUCUGAGCUUGUAAACUCUACUAAACUUGGAUUAAUAUCCCAGAAAACUCAAAUAGAAAAGGAGAUUCAAACGAAAAGUGAAGAAUAUGCCCAAAAAGCAGCAGCAGCACGGAUGGAUAUUUGUAAACUUGUGGAACAGGAGAGGCAAAGAUGCCAGGAGGCGAUGAAAGCGAGCUACGAAUUUCUGUUGGAUAAGAUGAAGGAAUCAGAACUGAGACAGAAGUCAUUUGAAGAAUUGAUUGCUAAUAAGCUUCAGGAACUUGUAGCCAGUGAUGGCCAAACUGCUGUUGAACUGUGCUCAUUUGGGUUGCAUCAACUCAACUCCCAUACAAUGACAAGUAUCAAUAGCUUGGCAAAUACGAUCACAGAGAACAGUUCUUCUUUAACGUCAGAUGUGCAACACUUUAAAGUCCGUAACUCAUCAACCUGUGAUUUUGAUGUUCUCAAAUAUGAAUUUAACAAUUUCAAGGAAAACAUUGCGUCUGCAUCAGGCAAGCAAACCACAAGACUAGAGGCUCUGGUGAAUGAGACUUACAGUUGUUUAAAAAAUGAUCUAGAAAUACACAAAACUGACGUCACAUCUGAGAUAGAUAAAGAGAACAAAGAGACAUGUGCGGUGCUUGAAACGGCAAAUGAUAAUAGCCAAAAACUGGUUCACAGUAUUAAUACGUUGGUUAAUUAUGUUUCUGAGGGUUAUAAAAGUAAUGUCAUGCAAAUCUCACAUACACAGGACGAGAUCUUUGACAACAACAUUAUGUAUAUGAAAAAGAUAGCUGAUAAAAUAGGAGCAGCCAUUACAAUGAGUCCAUCCCUACAGGAUAUCCCACAAAUCCAUGAUGGGCCGCAAAGAGUUAUAAAAAGACUACCUAGUUUUGAUAUUUCUGAGAAUCUUGCUGAAAUAGAAAAUGAAAAUGCUCUAAUAUCUGAAUUACCAUAUGGUGGGGCUGAUAUGCUUAUUGGUGCUCCCAGCAGCUCUCGCGAAAGUAUUAUAAAUUCAUCGCGUGGCGCGCAAUCGCUCAAUGCGAUCACACCUGUUCCACUAUCAGUAAAGCCUUACACGAAUUUGCAAGUGCCCAGGAAUUUGAAUUCGAACAUUAAAACUUUACAAAAUCUUGCUUUGGAGACAGUCAGCAACAGUGGCAGUCAGAUGACGGAAGUGAUUGAUCUCAGUGACGAUGCUACUUCCUGUAGCUGA
Messenger RNA from Eremothecium sinecaudum, 3351 nucleotides. It is a transcript of the gene KIP1, whose product is annotated as Kip1p. The record is from RefSeq and is a predicted model, not a curated record. NCBI's taxonomy places the organism in Eukaryota, Fungi, Ascomycota, Saccharomycetes, Saccharomycetales, Saccharomycetaceae. Gene Ontology annotation, cellular component: spindle microtubule; nucleus. The transcript has a single exon. Bases 1 to 3351 code for a protein of 1116 amino acids. Gene Ontology annotation, biological process: microtubule-based movement; mitotic spindle assembly. Gene Ontology annotation, molecular function: microtubule binding; ATP binding; plus-end-directed microtubule motor activity.